GAUGUCACAACAUUAACCUUUUUGAAGGAUAAAUCUCCUCAAUCUUCCAUCAUGUUUGUCUGUAAUAAAGUAGACAUUGAGGUAACAGGACCAGUUCACGAUGACGACGACGAUGAAGAUGAAGAAGAGGACAACGAGAGUGAUGGGAGCAGCGAAAGUGAUGAAAUUAACGACAAAAAAGACAAAGAGGAAGUUGUUUUCGAUCAGCUGAAAGACAGCAACUUUCUCACAGGUGAAUCUAGCAAAACAUGUGACUUGUUCCACGCCAUUUCUGCAAAAGAUAUUCGUACGGAACGGAAGGAUAAAGUCAGUGGAGGAGAAGCAACAAGGAGAUUCCAGCGAUUCCAAGGUAAACUCCAAACUCUUCUUGCAGACAUCAUGAAAGGACAGACAAAGAGGGUCGUUCAAGCUCUCUUGGUCUUACAAGAAAGCUUUGUGAAUGUUGUCCAGGUGCAAAGAUCCCAAAUCACUCAGCAAGCAUCUAUAAUACCAGAAAUUACGCGUCAGGCAUGUCAGAUAGAAAGUAAAAUGUUCGACUCUUUAAAGUCCUUUACAUCCAGUGAUUCCGAGGGUACAAAGCAGAGGAUACAGGAGCACUUAAAGGAGUUGAAGGAAACAUUUUCCCAGGAUGCAGUAACAUACAAAGUUCCAAACCAGCGUACUAUACGAGAACGAGCUCAGACUAUGAUCAAGACUGAUCUUAAAGUUGCAUUUUCGCCCGAGCAGUUAUCAAGAAUGAACAAGGAGGACUUUAUUUUGGAGCGCUUUCUCGGUGAUAUGAAAGCCAACAUUUUGGAAAAAUUGUGCAAUUCUCUCGUCAGAUUUGUGCAAUCCUUGAUGGAGGAGGUAGUGAGUGAUCUUAUUGAGGAUAUAAUUGGCUUAAACGACAACCUCACACACCCCAUGGUCUCUAAGAUUUUGGAGGAAAGCUAUGGUGGGCAAUUUGUUAAAGCCAAAACUGAAACUCGCGAACUAAUUGAAGAUAUUCUGAACAAUCUUUUGGAUUCCAUAAAGGAGGCUGCCAGAGUUGCAUUGAGGAGAGAGAUUUCGGUACCCCUUAGUUCCAAAGAGGUGAGAACUUAUUCAAAAAGGGAUGUUACUGAUAAAACACGUCGACAGUCAGUCGUGGAAUCUCUUCUCGCAACAAUCGACGACAAGAGGGUUGCAGAGGCAGUUUUUGACGCUUGCUUCGAUUGCUUGCAGAGGAUGCGAAAUCGGUUCCUAUCAAGCAUGGAUUUUCUCCAGCACUUGCAAACGGCCUUUUCCAAUAGCCAAGCUACAGUGCAGCUUGAAGAUCUUCGUCUUCGUUUUACUCCCGAGAUACGCAUGUUGGCCGUAGAAGGGAUGGCUUUAAAAUAUGUGCAGAACUACGGACCAGUAAAAUGCGGCUCACCCAUAGCGCAAACACGCCACGGUCAACUCUUUGAUUGCGCAAGCGUAACUUGGUGCCGGUGCUCCCCCAGAGGUCAGUGCGUGGUGAAAGAAAUCGAGAGGAAGACAGUUGGUGAAAGUGUCUGGAAGCAAAAUGCCGUGGAUCUCGUCAAUAUGAUGGAUAUGAUUCAUAAACUUAACGGUUCACAUCCUAAUCUGUUGCGACUGUACGGCUGGGUUUUCCCUGAGCCGGAUGUGCUACAUGUUGUCAUGGAGAAGGCAGAGAAGAGUCUUCUUUGUGCUCUCAAAGAGCUCGCCUCGGCCUAUGCCCAGUCAUCGCUCACUAAGCUAAUCAGGAGGAUCAACAUGGCCCGAGACGUGGCUGAAGGGCUGAAGGCCAUUCACGCCAUCGGCUACAUUCACGAGGACAUUAAGCCAGGAAAUAUCUUGGUAAUGUCUGAUGGAACAGCUAAGAUAAACCUGGCUAAGCCUGAAAGUCCUUACGACAUGACUACUCUGGGCGCUCCAUUCCACGUCUCACCAGAAAUGUACCAGUACCAUGGCAAGGGUCACCUCAGUUACCUCUCCUACGACAUCUAUGCAUUUGGAAUGCUUUUAUGGGUGCUUCUGGAGGGAAGAGGAACAUCAAGACCGAAAGUAUACAAAGACCUUGAAACUAUCCAAGCCAUGCAAGCAGCAGUGGAAAAUGGAACUCUACCAUGUGAGGAUGAUAAAGAAUUCCAGAUUCCGUUAGUGAGUGAUGCAUGUUGGAGCUUAAUGACAAAGUGCUGGAAGGACAGAGCAUCCAUGAAAAUGGAUUCUAUUAUUACUGAUUUAAAAGCCAUAUGGGAAAUAGCAACUAGUUUCCAUUAACUCCAAGGUCAUGUUGCUUCAUUUUUUCUUUAGCACCUGGGCCCUAUUUGGGCCAUGACGUAAGUCCGCUAAAAGAUUAGGUUAAGAAAGAAUUGUUUCCAUGGAAACCUAGAUAAACCAAUUUUUUCCUCAGUGCCCUUUGCAGUUAUUGUUAGUGCCGUCACGCAGUAAAGAGAGGGCGUUGCGUGACGAGAAUAAACAACACUCGUUGUACGUUAAUCGUAAACAGUUUAGUCUAUCAAGUGCUGUGUUAUUAGUGUGCGCUAUUAAAUAAGUAUAAAUUGGAAAAUGAAUCUUCAAUAUAGCUUUUUUCCGGCUUCAAAUAUAAAAAGAGCCAAGAAAAUGCGAGGAAAAACAAGUAUUAAAUGCUAUUAUCAAACAAUA
Messenger RNA from Stylophora pistillata, 2628 nucleotides. RefSeq names its product dual serine/threonine and tyrosine protein kinase. Gene Ontology annotation, biological process: protein phosphorylation; positive regulation of ERK1 and ERK2 cascade; cellular response to fibroblast growth factor stimulus. The record is from RefSeq and is a predicted model, not a curated record. Lineage: Eukaryota; Metazoa; Cnidaria; Anthozoa; Scleractinia; Pocilloporidae. Gene Ontology annotation, molecular function: protein kinase activity; ATP binding. Gene Ontology annotation, cellular component: cytoplasm.